Messenger RNA from Strongylus vulgaris, 183 nucleotides. The record is from the annotation of a GenBank genome assembly. Lineage: Eukaryota; Metazoa; Nematoda; Chromadorea; Rhabditida; Strongylidae.
AUGGAACUGCCAGAUAUAGUCAAGGAAAAAUUGAUAGAAUUGGAUGAUGAAAAUAAUCAACUCAAAGCGGAAGUAGGCCGACUUCGAGCGGCCCUAGCUAAUAAAGAUGGAAUAUUGAACGAAUUAGAAGAAGAAAAUGUUCAAUUACGUGCGGCGAAACAAAAAGUCGACUCGGAAAAUUCC